AUGUCCUUUUACGAUAUACUUCAAAGUGUUAUGGCUAUGGUCGCUCGAGGAAGCUCUGUCAAACCAGAGAAUGAAAGAGUUAAAAUCAGUUACGAUGAAACCAAUCAAAGAGUCCGAGAGAUAACUAAUUCUCCAAUAAUACCUCAACCAGGGCAAAAAAUGUAUGAAGUGAUUUAUCUACAUCAAACUAAAAAGGAGUAUAGAAUCAACCUAGCAACAAGAAAAUGUAACGUGUCCACAAUUACACGACCUUUCAUGUCUGUAGGAAUUCCACCAAAUGCCACCUUCAAUGGAUUUGCAUCCUUUGGUAUUCAUGCUAUCUCUGGACAGAGUUUGGAUAUACAAGACUGGGAAACAUCAGUAUAUGACAACAGGUUCUCUGUCGUACUAACUAAUGACUGUGUCCCUGUUCAGUAUACACAUUACAUACCUCCAUCGAGUACUAUCGUGUCAACGUACUUCGACAUAAAUCUUGGAAUAAACGAUGAAAGUGUUUUCACGCCUCCAUCGGAAUGUAACUAA
Mytilus trossulus (common blue mussel) is the source of this 522-nucleotide messenger RNA. RefSeq names its product mammalian ependymin-related protein 1-like. Gene Ontology annotation, biological process: cell-matrix adhesion. The transcript has 4 exons. The record is from RefSeq and is a predicted model, not a curated record. NCBI's taxonomy places the organism in Eukaryota, Metazoa, Mollusca, Bivalvia, Mytilida, Mytilidae. Gene Ontology annotation, cellular component: extracellular region; lysosome. The coding region runs from base 1 to 522 and encodes 173 amino acids. Gene Ontology annotation, molecular function: calcium ion binding.